GUUCUGGAUGCGGGGAACCUUGCAAAGCUGAGCCUACCAGGUGUGGUUCCACGUGGCACUUCUGUGUCCUCUGGCUCCAGCAUGAUCGUGACGCCGAAGGGCGAGCAUUAUUUCGUGAAGUGCAGGACCUACGGCUACCGCUGCCUGAAUUGUGAUUCCUGCAGUCCAGACAUAAGAGCUCUCAAGGCUUUGAAGUGUGAUACUUCAGUUGCUGAUGCAGCCUUAGAGGCUGAAGCUGCGGGUGAGCUACAGGAACUUCAGGAGCUCGAGGCUGAGGGUCGUUUACUCCAGGAUUUGCUGGAUCAGGAGCAACGAGAGCUAGAGGCACUUAUGCUGCAAUCUGAGAUCGAAGAACUUGAAAGGCAGGUGGCUCUAGAGGAACAACAGCUCAUGGAGGCAAAAAUCUUGAGUUUGGAGGAAGCAGCACGUGCAGCCAGGGUUGAGGAUUCCAGGCAAGAUGUACCAGUGGCAAAACGGGCCCGUGUUGAAGGACCCCAGCAGGUUCAGUUGAUGCAGGAGAUUUUGCCAGCAGCAAGCGAGGCAAACGAGGCCAACAGGGCUCUGAUCCAGGAGGUUUCGCCAGCAGCAGGCAAGGCAAGCGAGGCCAAAAGGGCGCUGACUCAGGAGGUUUUGCCAGCAGCAGGACCUGACUGUUUCGAUACGAUUCCCUACGACUGGGAAACCGUGGGCCUCGAUGAUGACGUGGAGCCCGAGCCCUCCGAAGACCUGAGCGCAAAGGUUGCUGGCUCGGGCCAUCCACGGCUGAUGCGGUUGUGCCAGGUUGAGGAUACCCAGCUUGAGGAUGAUUCUGACGAUAAUGGCAAUGCUAGCCCAGAAUGCAAGGGCUCUCCGAGCCAAGGGGAGGGUCUCAGCCCGACUGACGCCGAAGCUGAAGCUGAUGCGGUGUCCCUGGUCAUCGCCCCGAGUGAAGCAGAAAUCUGCCCACCUUGCCCCACCGACAGCAAGGUGAAAUCCCUUUCUCCUGCCGAGCAGUCUCGGAUGAGUGGGGCUAAGGCUAAAGGCAAAGCUAAGGGGAAAGCCAAAGCCAAAGCUAAGUGUCCCAGGGAGGCAGAGGAUGAGGACAAGGAGGGAAGUGAUGUUAGUGAUGAUGAGGAGGACAGCAAGCCGGCACUGAAGCGGCCGUCCGGCCGUGGAUUGUGCCGAGGUGGUGGCCGCGGUGGCCGUGGUGGUCGCACUGGUGCCUGCAGCCAGGCUACAAGGGGCCGGGGCCGUGGACGGGGCAGGGGAAAGAAUGCCAAGGAUGAUGAAAAUGAUGACGAUGAGGCUUCGGGAACAGAGGAUGAGGAGGACGCCGAGGAGCCCAAGCCCUCCCCGAAGAAGGGAACAGAACCCAAAGGAAGGACCAAUGCUUCGAAGGACAAUGGGGCAGCCGAUGCUUCAAAAGCCAAGCCCAGAGGUAAGGCUAAAGCUAAAGCUGUGGCCAAGUCGAAGGAGCAACUUGCUAAGGAGGCCAAGAGCAGGAAAUCCGUUGCCUACCACCGAGCCUACAAAAGUGCAAAGGACAAGGGUAAGUCAGAUGCUGACUGCAAGCUUGCUGCAAAGAAGGGGAAGGUGCUCGCACCAUGGGGUUUCAAGUUCCGAUGCCUCCACGACGAGCUCCUCGUGUCCAGCAAUGGCAAGUUCGUGCUUGCCUUGCAGGUACUUUUGCUUCGCUGGAUGAAAACAUUGUCCUAUGGUGGAAGCUAUGAGUUCUUCGAGCUGUUUGCAGGGGAGGGCAAAGUUACUGGAGUGUGGCACGAGAAGGGCUACACCACGGCCAGCUUCGACAAGCUCUACGGAGACCCUAUGGACUUCCUCAAGAACAGCGGGUUCACGAUCGCUUGCUGGGUUGUGAUGAACGAAGUGCCCGAUGGAUUUAAUCUCAUCGGGCCUGAUUGCAGCUCUUGGGGUAUGCCAGCAAGAGCCAGCAGCAUGCGGUCGACCAUAAACCCGUAUGGGAGAAUGGGCAAUUCCUGGGUGUCUUCGAACUACUGCUUGGUCAGCAGGCUUGUGCUGCUCCUACUCCUGAUGCUUUCUCGACAUUGCACUUGGGUGGUAGAGCAACCCAUUCAUAGUUUGCUGCCAUCCCACCGGAGAUGGGAGUGGAUGUGCAACCAGGUUGUCAAAGUCUACAAGCAAUCCUUCUGGAUGAUGCUGCACGGCGCCGGAUGCCCCAAAAGAACCCUGGUUCUGUCGCCAAUGGCUACAAUAGCUGAGCUAGACCUUGGUCGCCUCACCAAAGCUGAGAAAGAAAAGCGCUGCACCUUCAAGACAGUCCGUAGGCACCGGGGAAAGGACGGGAAGAUGAAGUUCUCCGGCCAGAAGGGAGAGCUGAAGAAAUCUGGGCACCUGGCUGGUCAUUAG
This is a messenger RNA of Symbiodinium necroappetens, 2364 nucleotides long. The record is from the annotation of a GenBank genome assembly. NCBI's taxonomy places the organism in Eukaryota, Dinophyceae, Suessiales, Symbiodiniaceae.